AUCGACGGCACAUCGUGGAUACACUCCGAAUAAAAAUUUUAGGCGCGUACAUGUAUGUUGUUAUACUGCCAGAUUCGCGAUGAAUAGCAAAGUUAGAAACAAGGUUCUGAGUCAACAAUGUCGAGAAAUUAUAGCCUCUGUAUUAGAAUUCAUGCAAAAGGAAGCAACAGAUGGAGUGACUAUUCCUAUAGACAAAGUACAAGAAUGUGUCUCUGCCGCAACAGGGGUGAGCCUGUCUUCCAUAAGGCGUGUAAAAAAAGAGGUGCGAAAUAUAAAAGAGCAUGUGGCAGUUUCAUUCCCAAAACCAAAGAGAACAAACAUCAAAACCAAGGUGGCUCUCGAUGGUUUUGACCAAGGGUUGUUACGGAGAACGAUCAUCAACUACCAUAUAACAGAGAAGCGCAUACCUACCUUGCGCUGUAUACACAGAAAAAUGCGCGAUGUUGCCAAUUGAAAAGGGUGUAAAGAAACACUACGCAAGGAAAUACACAAAUUGGGAUUCAG
Messenger RNA from Acanthoscelides obtectus, 504 nucleotides. NCBI's taxonomy places the organism in Eukaryota, Metazoa, Arthropoda, Insecta, Coleoptera, Chrysomelidae. The record is from the annotation of a GenBank genome assembly.